Scophthalmus maximus (turbot) is the source of this 4447-nucleotide messenger RNA. RefSeq names its product interleukin 17 receptor D (gene il17rd). NCBI's taxonomy places the organism in Eukaryota, Metazoa, Chordata, Actinopteri, Pleuronectiformes, Scophthalmidae. The record is from RefSeq and is a predicted model, not a curated record. The coding region runs from base 19 to 2646 and encodes 875 amino acids. The transcript has 16 exons. Gene Ontology annotation, molecular function: interleukin-17 receptor activity; protein binding.
CUCGGAGCUGGGGGAUGAAUGGCUCCUCCCCCUCCUCUCUCUCUCCUCCCCCUUCUCCUCCCCCCUCCCCUCUCUCCUCUCUCCUCCUCUCUCCUCUCUGCCUCAGAGUCUCUCGGAGCUGGGGGAGGAAUGGCGGCCCCUCGGAGUCUCCUGGUCUUGCUUCUUCUUCUGUGUUUCUGUGGGUCGACGAGUCUGACUUCCGGCGGCAGGAGGUCGAACCAGGAGCGAUGCGGCGUCAAGGUGCAGUCCGGCGCAGAUGGAGGUCGCAGGUCGGCCGUCACCUUCAGAGCCGACAACUGUUCACUCAACUACCCGUUGGGGAAACACGUGAUCCACGAGGUCGCCAACGUCUCCUUCAGCCACCUGGCCUGUGAGGACCAGGCCGGCGUGGUCGUCCACUGGGCCCCAAGUCCGCUAGGCAUCGAACACAUCAAGGGCUUCAGGGUUUAUCUGGAGGACAAGAAUCCGGAGGGGAAGCAGUGUCAACAUCUCCUCCUCAAGGACCCGCGACAGCUCAACUUCUCCCACAAGAACACGAAGAUGAGCAGUCAACCGUUCAGCGGUUUGACCUUUGACACAGACUACAUGGUCCGCGUCGUCCCGUUCCCGACGCUGAUGAACGAGAGCUUCUUCCCGCCGUCCUUCCUCAGGACCAACUCGUGUGAAGUCCUCCUGGGAUCGGGCAACCUGGUUUGCAAACCAUUCUGGAAGCCGAAGACCCUGAACGUGUCGCAGCUGGGAUCGAACCUGCACGUGGCGUUCGACCAGGCUCCGCCCUCCUUCGGCUUCCACUUCUACUACCUGUACUACAAACUGCGGCACGACGGACCUUUCAGGCUGCAGCGCUGCAAACAUGACGUGAACCAGCCCAGGACUACGUGCGUCCUCCAGGACGUCUCUCCGGGAACCUACACUAUAGAGUUGAGGGACGAGAACAACACGACAAGGAGGCAGACGCAGUACCACGUGAGCCAGGUCCUCUCCCCCUGGGCGGGGCCUAUCCGCGCCAUGGCCAUCACGGUGCCUCUGGUCGUCAUGUCCGCCUUCGCCACCCUCUUCACCGUCAUGUGUCGUAAGAAGCAGCAAGAGAACAUCUACAGCCAGCUGGAUGAGGAGAGCAGCGAGUCGUCCAACCAAAGCGCGGCGCUGAUCGCGGAGCGCCCGUGGCCUCGUCCCAAGGUCUUCAUCUGCUACUCCAACAGAGACUGUCCCAAGCACACCAGCGUCAUCCAGAGCUUCGCCUACUUCCUGCAGGACUUCUGCAACUGCGAGGUCGUGUUGGACUUGUGGGAACAUCUGGAGAUGUGCAAAGAGGGUCAGAUGUCGUGGCUCAGCAGAGAGCUGGACGACGCCCACUUCAUCAUCACCGUCUGCUCAAAAGGACUACGCUACUACGUGGAGAAGAAGAGUCGUCGAGGGAAGACUCCAGUGAGCCGCCGCAGUAAUAACAGCAGCAGCAGCUCUCCGAUUGGUGGAUCCGCCGGUGACCUGUUCACAGUGGGCGUGGCCAUGAUCGCCGAAAAGCUGCGCAUGGCGAAGCAGAGCGAGGGCGACGGCGGCGCUCAGGAGCUGAGCCGCUACAUGGCGGUUUACUUCGACUACUCGACGGAAAACGACAUCCCCACCAUGUUGAGUCUGGCUCCCAGGUUCAAGUUGAUGGACCAGCUGCCGCAGCUCUUCAGUCGGCUCCACUCGGGUCACUCGGGUCUGUCGGAGCGCGAGCAGCAGCCGCUCAACGUCUCGCGGAGGAACUACUUCAGGAGCAAGUCGGGACGCUCGCUCUACGUCUCCAUCUGCAACAUGCACCAGCACGUCGGCCAGAACCCCGACUGGUUCGAGAGGCAGCUGGCUCCCGCCGCCGGGUCCUCCGGCGUCUCUGCGAAACACGCCCGUCUCCCGGCGGUCCCGGCUACGAGCCCCUCUCCUCCUCCUCCUCCUCCUCCUCCAAAGUCUCACUGCUCCUCCUCCUCCUCGUCUUCCUCCUCCUCGUCGCCCCGGCCCGAGAAGAGGUUUGACUCCGGCUUGGUGCUAAACGAGGUGUUGGUGCGGACGCCGUCGCUGGAGGGCGGGAACGUGGUCCCGAGACGGAACGUGCUCCUGCUGGCACCCGGCACCGGUGCCAGUCCUGGUCCUGGUUCUGGUCCCUGCCCUAGUCCCGGUCCCAGUCCUGGACUCUGUCCCAGUCCAGGUUUGCCGCGCUGCUCUCUGUCCAUGCUGGGAGCCACUUCAAGGUCCACUUCUGGAAUGUCUGGACUUUCACCUGAAGAAUCUUCCUCCUCCUCGUCCACUCCGUUCAUCCUCCAGGAAGAGGCGUGUCCUGUCCCCGGCCAAUCAGAAGAAGAAGAAGAAGAAGAAGGCCGCCCCGCCCCUCCAGAGUUGCCCCCUCCUCGCGACUCGGGCAUCUACGAUUCCUCCGUCCCGUCCUCGGAGCUCUCCAUCCCCCUGAUGGAGGGACUGUCGUCGCACGACCAGGCGGACACGUCCUCCGUGGCCGACAGCGAAUCCUCUUCGUCGGGUCUCGGCGACGAGGAGCCGUCGGUCGUGGCGUCGCUCCGCUGCAGCGCUGCCGCAGUCUGCAAAGCGGAGCUGCACCAUCACCGCCACCUGGAGCAUGGCGAGGGGCUCGCUCCCGUGGCGUCGCUGUAGGAGCAACGACGACGCCUCCAGCCAUUCAGAAGAGGACCAGAGAAAAACAACACACUGGUCGUGGACUUGAAUCUUUUCUCAGAAGACAUUCGAGUGAAAAUGACUCUACUGUACCGUGGAGACCUGAGUCUCAUCCUCUGUAACCGUGGUAACCGUUCCAUGCUAGGACGCUGGGGAUAAUGAUGAUACCACUUUUUUCCAGAACAUCACAUCACUGUGGUAACUAUGGAAACCCCCGCCUGUAAACUGUGGUAACCGGGUAGCUUUUUAGAACACUAGUCCUCGGUAGUUAUGGCAACCACUUCAAUUCUAGAACACUGGUUCUUACAGCAGCUAGAGCUCUACACACGACACUGUUCCCCUGGGAACCGUGGUCGACCGCCGGGUCGGAGGACGUUAGUCCACGGUAACCGUGGUAACUACGACUGCUUUCUGGAAUAAUAGUCCAAGUAACUAUCCACUAGUAAACUAGUAACCACUGAGUGCUAGAACACUAGUCCUGAGUAACAGAGGAAAUAACAGGUCUCGCCCUCAAGCCAUGAGGAUUCUUAGAGGACCUGGUCUCCAGAUGGGGGCCGAGCAGACCGGUUCAGACCGGUUCAGACUAGACACUGCCUCAGACGCUGCGUCUCGAUUGGCCGAUUGAUGGCGGCUCGCUCACUCACUCACGAGCUGAUGUUUGGCACAAGGACGUGGAGAGGUUUUCCACGGUAACGGCGCCGUACGGGAUCCAAGCAGCUUCCCGAAGUUCUGGCGUCCACAAAGACUAUUUCUUUAACACAAAAGUUGCAGAAUAUAUUUUUGACAGCUCGAGGACGGCUAUGAAGGAAAUUGGCGUAAUUUUCUGUUUUAUUUCAGACGAAGCAUUUUAACAUGAAACUCCCCCUUAAAACAGUUUAUGACACUUUAUCAUUAUUCAUUUUUUUAAGAGCGCUGAUUGUUUUUUUCCCUUCUGUAAUAUGUUUUAACAGCAUUCUAAAAAUGUUUUCAACGUAGACGUAGCGGCUUCACAUUUGACCCUGACCACUGCCCGAUCACAAAUCAUCAAAAACCGUCAAAAAUAAUUUUCAUAAACUGUUGAGUAACUGUAGUGAAACCUGCUAAUGUGAUGGAUAUCAAACUUCUACACUAUAAUAUAUUAAAUACUGUGGUUAAACUAUUGACUAUUAAUGUCGCAUUUAUAGUUUAUAUAUAUUUCUUAAAGCUUUGUAAAAAGGAACGAGGGCAUUUAAAAAAAAAAAACCACUUUGAAAACAUAAUUUGUACAAGAAAUAAAUACAUUUAGAAAAUAUUGACUGUGUCAAACUUUGGCGCCAAAGUCAUAAAAGGAUUUACAGUAAAAGGAAAAAUCAUUAUUUUAAUAAUUCUCAAAUUUCCAUAUUUAAAAUGGACGCCUCUCCCUCGUUGAUCCUGUGAUGAACAUUCGACAUUAUGUCUGAAGGACAAUGUGACUUUGGAGUUAUUGAUUCUUUUAAUUUUUAGCAGCAGCUGCAGAUAAUAAUAUUUUUUUUAAUUUUCUGACACAAACAUCACAACCUCAUCUGCAGCUCUUGAGUUUAUUUUUGAAGGGAUGAUUUAACAUUUCCUACUUGUAAAUAAUAUUUGUAAUUUGCUUUUUUUUAUAUAUAUAUAUAUAUAUAUAAACAUAUUUUUUCUUUUUCUUUGGAAAUGUCCAUCGCUUCAAUCGUUGUAUAGUUUAAGACAGUUGUAUGUUCCUAUUUUUUAUACAUUGUUAUGAAAGAAAAGUACUGUUUUAUAGUACCUUCAUGUAGAGAAUAAAAAAGGUCUGUCUUAUAAAACA